This is a messenger RNA of Sphaeramia orbicularis (orbiculate cardinalfish), 920 nucleotides long. Its product is annotated as amine sulfotransferase-like. The transcript is spliced from 6 exons. NCBI's taxonomy places the organism in Eukaryota, Metazoa, Chordata, Actinopteri, Kurtiformes, Apogonidae. Gene Ontology annotation, molecular function: sulfotransferase activity. The coding region runs from base 69 to 920 and encodes 283 amino acids. The record is from RefSeq and is a predicted model, not a curated record.
GAGGUGGAUUCUCCUGGACCUGGGUCUGCUCUUCCCUUCAUGUGUCUGUCUGUGUCUCUGUGAGGAACAUGGAGAAGGUCAGCGAACACCUGUUCAGGUACAAGGACUACACCUUUCCCGUAGCCUACAUCACCCCUGAAUAUGUCGACUCACUGCAGAGCUUCCACAUCCGAGACUCCGACGUCUUCCUGGUCACCUAUCCAAAGUCAGGUACGAUAUGGGCUCAGCAGAUCAUCGUCUCCAUCUGUGAACUGGCCGGCGGUUUGAACGAGUAUCCCAACAACUAUCGGCAGAUGGCGUGGCUGGAGUACCGGGAGGAUAAGGAAGACUACUCCCUCCGACCUUCGCCUCGACUCUUCACCUCCCACCUGACGCCGGCCCUCCUGCCCCUGGGCCUGAAGGACCAGAAAACCAAGAUCAUUUACGUGAUGCGAAACGUGAAGGACAACCUGGUGUCAUAUUUCCACUUCAGCCACGCCUUCUCUGGAUGGGACACACCCAAGAGCUUCGACGACUUCGUAGACCAGUAUUUGGCAGGAAACGUUGAAGGAUCGUCGUGGUUCGACCACAUCAGGGUGUGGCACCAGAGCCGAGACCAGUACAACAUCCUCUUCCUCCACUACGAGGACAUGAUUCUGGACCUGAAGGGGGCGGUCACUAAGAUCUGCAUGUUCUUGGGGAAGAACCUCAGCGACGAAGCAAUUGACCAAGUCGUAGAAAAAGCUACUUUCAAGAACAUGAAGAAAGACGCGAAGGCCAACUAUGAAUUUAUGCCAAAGGAAAUGAUCAGCGGUAACUUCAUGCGUAAAGGUCGGAUCGGCGACUGGAAGAACAUGUUCACUGUGGCUCAGAGUGAACGAGUCGAUCGGAUGCUUCAGGAGAAACUUGGAGACACUGGUCUGAAGUUCAUCUGGGAAUAA